This is a messenger RNA of Pseudoliparis swirei, 2384 nucleotides long. RefSeq names its product solute carrier family 5 member 8 (gene slc5a8). Bases 1 to 1851 code for a protein of 616 amino acids. The record is from RefSeq and is a predicted model, not a curated record. Gene Ontology annotation, molecular function: organic acid:sodium symporter activity. NCBI's taxonomy places the organism in Eukaryota, Metazoa, Chordata, Actinopteri, Perciformes, Liparidae. Gene Ontology annotation, biological process: propanoate transmembrane transport; sodium ion transport. Gene Ontology annotation, cellular component: membrane. The transcript is spliced from 17 exons.
AUGUCAGAGGGCUCUGUGGCCGCUGGCUCCUUCGUGGCAGCGGACUACGCCGUGUUCGCUGUCAUGCUCCUGGUGUCCGCCGCCGUCGGGGUCUACUUCGCCUGGAUGGACAGGGGACAGGCAAGCUUGGGGGACUUCCUGAUGGGGGGCCGAAGACUGACGGCCCUGCCCGUCUCCCUGUCCCUGACCGCCAGCUUCAUGUCAGCCAUCACAGUGCUGUCCAACCCAGCCGAGGUAUACCGCUACGGAGCCAGUAUCGGAUUUUAUGGUCUUUCCUACAUGAUGACGAUGGUGGUCACAUCUGAGAUCUUUCUCCCAGUCUUUUACAGACUGGCCAUCACCAGCACGUAUGAGUAUCUGGAGCUGCGCUUCAGCAGAGCAACCCGUCUGCUGGGAACCAUGCUCUUUAUUGUUCAGACGAUGCUGUACACUGGAAUAGUUAUUUACGUCCCAGCUCUUGCUUUAAACCAAGUAACCGGGAUGGAUCUGUGGGGGGCCAUUAUCUCCACAGGCGUGGUCUGCACCUUUUACUGCACGAUGGGUGGUCUGAGGGCGGUGGUGUGGACGGACGUGUUUCAGCUUGGUGUCAUGCUUGCAGGCUUCCUGUCGGUCAUCAUCAGGUCUGUAAUCGUUCAAGGUGGAGUCCUCCCCGUCAUUUCAGACGCACAACAAGGAGGGAGACUCAACUUUGGGGACUUUGAUACAAACCCUCUGAGGAGACACACAUUUUGGACCAUAACCAUUGGGGGGACAUUCAUCUGGGUCAGUAUCUACGGGAUCAACCAGGCCCAGGUUCAGAGAUACAUCUCCUGCAAGAGCAUCACUCAUGCCAGACUAUCUCUGUACAUCAACCUGGUAGGCAUGUGUGCCAUCUUGCUGUGCUCGGUGUUUGCAGGCAUGUGCCUCUUCUCAGUCUAUAAGGAGUGUGACCCGUGGACCGCCGGGCUGGUCUCUGCUCCGGACCAGUUGAUGCCAUAUUUAGUGAUGGACAUCUUGGGAGACUAUCCUGGCCUCCCUGGACUGUUCGUUGCAGCCGCAUACAGUGGAUCUCUCAGCACAGUGUCUUCCAGCAUCAACGCGCUGGCAGCGGUGACAGUGGAGGACCUGAUCAAACCGUACACCAACAUGUCUGAGAGACACCUGUCCAGGACCUCAAAGGGACUGAGUCUCCUGUACGGGGUGUUGUGCAUUGGGAUGGCCGGACUGGCUUCACUCAUGGGAGGGAUCUUGCAGGCAACUGUCAGUAUAUUUGGGAUCAUUGGAGGUCCUCUGCUUGGCGUGUUUACGUUGGGUAUCCUGUGUCCAUUUGCAAACUCCAAAGGGGCUUUGUCAGGUCUGGUGUCAGGGUUGGUGGUGUCUCUGUGGGUGGGCAUCGGGGCCCAGAUAUAUCCCCCCCCACACGAGAUGAGCCGACCUCUGUCACUGACCACUGAGGGCUGUAACUUCACCGCCACGGGCAGCCUCAACUGGACCUCCACUGCUCUGCCGACACAGACAGCCUCCAUCACCACAGGCCCGGCACACCACCUCGAUGACGGGCCUCCGCUGGCGGACAGCUGGUACUCUCUGUCUUACCUUUACUUCAGUCCUAUUGGCACCAUCGUCGCUGUCAGUGUGGGACUGGUCGUCAGCCUGCUUACAGGAGGCUGGAAGCUGAAGGUGGAGUCCAGGCUUACAUUAAUGAAAGAAGACACGACUCUAUAUCACCUAUUCAAGUUUUUUAAAGACCGAAUCACGAGACGGACGGGAGAGUUCGACCUGACCAGGGACAGAGGAGAGAAAUCUGGCAGCACUAACCCGGCUUUCUGUGAUGUUGAGCUGGACUUAAUGAAAGGCAGCGUUCCCACUUGAAAUGUGUGUGACAUGAUCGCUGGUCUUACACAGGAGAUGUCAACGAAAGAGCAGAAAUACAGAGGGGGAAAAAAAGUGUGUGACGUGUGUGUGUGUCCUCAAACAGUCCAAAGACGUGCGGCUCAGGUUCAUCGAAAUUGUUUGUUUGUAUGACUGCGAGUGUCUUUGUCUGUGUGUGCCGGCACAUGUCAAAUAUACAUAACGUGUGCUUAUUAAUGCUGAAAUACAGAACGUUUGAUUGUCUUAUAUGACAGUCGGUCAGAGGUCAGGUGGACAACAGUGAACACUGAUCUGAACCCCCCCCCUUUUAAAUGAGCUCAACGUGAACUCCCCUAAUAAAAAUCAUCAUUCUGGCAUUUGGAAACUAAAAUCUAUUUGAAGAAAAAAAUAUACUACGUGUAGAUAAUGGUUCCAUCGCCAGUGUGUGUUAUUUUUUUCUUUCUUUCUUGACUCUAAAUUAAAAUACUGUUAGGUUGAAGAUAAUUGGUACCAACUGUGUGUGUGUGUGUGUGUUGGGGGGGGGGGGGGGGGCC